This is a messenger RNA of Paralichthys olivaceus (Japanese flounder), 2008 nucleotides long. RefSeq lists its product as uncharacterized. The record is from RefSeq and is a predicted model, not a curated record. Lineage: Eukaryota; Metazoa; Chordata; Actinopteri; Pleuronectiformes; Paralichthyidae.
GGUCUGGUUGUGCUCAAUCACACGGUGGAAGAACCAGCAGCCGUCUGCAGUGGAUUGUGCGUAAUAUAAUAAGGAAUGCAGCCUAUGUUGAAAUUACGCACGGAUAUGAAGCCAUACGCGUUUUUGGAGCCAAUUUCCAUUUCAGACUUCUGUUUUUAUUCGAGGACAAUUAAAUUCCAAUUAAAUUAGUCAUAGAGUUAAAAGUCUGCUGGCACUGAAGUGUCUGCUGUUCCUGGCGAAACCAAAUAGCUGAUGCUUGAACACACAGACAACUCCAGCGACGUCACGCAGUUUGGAGAGGGGGCGUCAAUGUCAGUGCGCCUGCACGAGCACAUAUACUCUGUGCCAUGUUUACCGGGAGCACUGAGUUUGAGAUCGGACUUGCAGAGCGCACGAGGAGCGCAUGAGGACUCGUCUGUGGAGCAGGAGAGACAACAAUGACGAGGAGCUGCGGAGCUGUGGGCUCCGGCCCUGCUUUCUGAUGUAGUUAAGUUUUUUUUAAAGAAGAUGAGAGCCUUUGUGUUGAGGCUGAUGAGCUCAGGAGGAUUUCUAAAGGGAUCAAUCACAGGUUUCACAGAAGAAAUGUCCACAACUGCAAGUCCAACCAUCCCCUCCUCACAGCUGACAUCAGAUCAACUCACUGUCGUCGCUGCGUCCUUUUCUUCUCUGGUGUUCUUUGUGAUUAUUGCGGUGCUGCUGUCCAUUAUUUAUCGCAAGGAUCCACAGUGCUGCAAACUCCGCUCCUAUCAGCGGCCUCAUGCAGAUAUGGACGCUCCCCCUCAGUACUACAGCAGCAGACAGACUCUGGUGGGAUCUUCUUGUCUGGAGCAGGAGAUCAUGGAUGACGACAACACUCAGCAGGCAGGUCAGCUGUUCUUCAUCGGCCUGCCCUCCAGCUACAGCCUGCCAACGCUGGAAGCCCCCCUGCCGAGGCUCCCCUCCUACGAGAGUGUUCGAAAAAAGGACCGCCAGAGGCAGAUCCACAUGAUGAUCGCGGACCGCUUUGGCCUCAAUGGACCCAUUGUGACUGAGCCUCCUCCCACAUAUGAAGAGAGUAUCCGCCAGUCUAUGGAGCUGCCGUUCAACAUCCUCUCACCUGCUGUGGACAUCUCUCCACCUCAGACUCUCUACACCAACCCAGGAGCUGACAUUCAGAGCGACGCACCUCAUCCAGCCAACUCGGACACCAACACCACCGCUCUACCUGUCUGAUCCUCACCGACUUCUCAAGCUGCCCGAUGAAUGUGAAAAGAACUCUGUAGCUUUCAUCCAGAUGAAAUCGUUGAAUUGUAAAGGCUGAUCAUGACUGGUACCUUCACACGUUCACACGAGCUGAUUCUGAUUCCUCAAGACUGAGGGGGGAACCAAAGAGGAGCUGCACAGCCUGCAGGGGAGGACACAUUUAGCUGGAACACAUGAAUGUUAAAAACACAGCAAAGUGGAUAUGAACCUUUUCUGAGGUGGCUGGAUCAUCCGGAUGAGGAUUUGUGUAUUACUGGGACUGCACCAAAAAGUGACCCUCUGUGUUCUUUCUGAACAGUGUGAAUUAGUUUUUUGCUGUUUGCUCUGUUAAUUUUUCUGGUUUGUGAGGUUAUCAGAGGUGUUUUAAUGAUAGAGGCUGGGCCAUACUGCUCCAGCAUAUAUGGUUCAGCCAGUGAGGUUGAAAAGGUGCCAAAGAGAGUGCCUUUCAUGAAGACAUUUAUUAUUUUCAUAAUACCUCAGUUUUCUUUUUCUUUGCUGAAGCAGACAAGACUCUAUGAUUUGUCACUUUCUUAUCAAAGAUUUUGUAACAUAACAUUUGAUAUGAUUUGAUGUCAGGACAGAAAGUGGAUUUGUUUGUUCUCUUCUCCAAAAAUGUUCAAGUCCUCAGCAGCAGUGAAUGUAAAAUGAAAACAGUUCCUUGUCCAGACUUGUUUUGUUUGUGCGACUCACGAUGUAAACAUGAUGCAAAAUGUUUGUCCUGCAUGUUGUCCUGUACUGUAUUUAUUAAAAAAAACAUGUGAACCAU